CUCCACUUUCAGUUUCGUUGGCGGGUUGAUGCCGGCUGUACGCGCGAGAUCUUCGCCGACGAGCAAAUUAUGUGUUUGUAGAGUGCUCGUUCGUUUGGGCCCGAACACCGAACCGAGAUUCUAGGUUGUCAGUGUCAUGCGGGAGAGCUGAAACCCGGCACAUCGCAAUGUUAAGAUGGCUUGGACCGCGCAAGGCCCCGACGCCGAACGACGGUCAAGCAGAUCCCAUCCCGAGCAUCCUCCAAGACGAAGACGUCACCGACGACCCCCUGGCCACGCUCGACACACUGCGGAAGGGACAGAAGCAGAUCUACUCAGUCACCAGGUCAGUCUUCUUGCCCAGAGUUAGCCUCAAGAACACUUGUAACACUACCACUUGCUGUACCAGUGCAGGGGUGAACCCACUCUUCCGCGACACCCAGCACAAGCCCCAGCGCCAGAUCAGCCCCCACCCCGAAAAAUCCACUUCUUCGGGCUACGGCAGCAGCGUCGACCACUUCUACUCCGAAGCGAAACUCCGCGAUGACGCCGUCACCAUCCUGGAACAAAACCCGGCUUUCGUCAAGUCCAUCAAAGUACCAUCGCGUACUAUCCGCAAUAACCGGUCGCUGCCGUCCUCCGGGUCGUCGGGCGCCGGUACCCUGACCACGAUCCCCGAAGGACGCGUCGACUUGCCCAUCCCCAAACCCAUCUGGCCGGACAAAAAGGCCCACGACUCGUUGGUCGACGACGCGCUGUUGCUGUACACCAGUCUGCACCACCACGACGAGUCCGCGUUCUUCGACCACCGCAUGGAGGUGUCCGUGAAGGAGGUGCUGGUGGAGCUGCUCAACGGGAUCAACGCCACGAUGGAGGGUACCACUGGGUUGAGUCCGGAGGAGGUGCUCAAAACCGUCAACGAGAAGAUCGCGGCGAGUAUUGAGACGUUGAGGGUGAGCACUGAAGAGGAGAUGAAGAAGCUGUGUGUGAAUUUGAGCAACUGCAGGAAGAUCAAUUCGGUGCUGAGGGCUUUUAGUACUUCUGGGGAGAGGACGGGUAGUGAUGACGAGUUCUAUCAGGUAGCGUCUGGGUCGUCGAGUAGUGGCUUUAGUGAUUUGAAUGCUCUGCCGGUUUUUAUCCACGAGGACCUGGGGAGUGUGCCGAAUGGGCUGAGGAACGCGAUGAUCUAUGGGACUCUGUACAGAGGGAAGGGGGCGGGGAAGGCGAAGGAAGCACCCAAGAAGAUCUCGUUGAGGGAUGUCAAUGACAACAAGCCGAGUGUGUGGGAGCAGUACUAUGGGGUGAAGGCGGUGCAGGAGGGGGAGGUGAAGUAUGCGCCGAAGCCAACGGAUGUCCCACUUUUUCCCGGCGGCCGCCCAGAAGCCGACUUCACCCUCGACGUCCCCCGCUCCGAGCUGCUCAGCAAACGCAUGAAACAGGACAAAAAGUGGCGCUGUCGCUGCCGCCUCCUCACCUCCUUCUUGGGCUUGAUCUUCUUCCUCCUCUCCGUGAUGGCUGUGAGUCUGAUGCUCACCAGAGGCAAGCGGAUGUUCGGUUCGAUGAUGUGAAGAAACCGGCCAAAAGUCACUGCGCCUUGUGAUAUUGGAGAUUCGAUCACGUUGAAGCACCGAAAUACUGCCAUAACAUUGCUCAUUUUGCUGGUGCCAAAUGUUUAGUUACCACGAAUGCAGUAUUGGUCCAGAUGGGCUACCGAGUUGUGAUAAAAAAAAAUUGAUUGUGUCAUUAGCGAGCCGUGCCGGUCGGCAUGGGCGGUUUUAUUUUGAGAAUGGUACAGAUUUAACUUAUUGAUUCAGGUAUUUUAGCGAUUUUAGGUUUUGUAUUUAAGAGGAGAUGCGUUUGAGUGUAAGUUAAUGUGUAAAUGCGAGGUGUGUGUGCAGAUUAUUUGUAUAUAUUGUAAUAAAUAAAGGAGUAAUAAGCAAGGAGUGGAGUUUCUUGAGAAAUUAUUGGUGUUUGCAUGAAAAAAAAGUUUCCAGAAAAAAUUGUAUUAACCUUGUUUGCGGAAAUUGAUAAAAUAAAUCAUGUUGCAUUUCUAAGGAAUUAUCAGUUAUAAUCUUAAUCUCACUAGAAAUUAGCGACACAACAGGGAAAAAUUAAUCCAUCAGGGAACUAUUUGUCAAAUUGGACGAAACGUAGCGUUAUUAAUUAAUUAUGGAUAUUUUUUGUUUAUUUUAGCCCGGUCUUAAGUACCUAACAAACGAGAUACCUUUAAAAAAAUACAGUCAACAUAACUUUACGCAAAUUUACAAAUUCGCUAACAUUAUCUUAUUUGCAAAGUAAAAACUUUCAUUUUGUUCACACCUUUAUUAUUGUGUAUUUACUGUAUUUACUGACCUUUAUUUUAUCACAUGUAGCAACAAAAUAACAUUUAUUUAUCUUUGUAAAUUAUAUAAAUCAGUAUCAGUAGGUUGGUUUUAGACGCAAGCGACUAUCUGACCUUCAAAAAACAAACUUCAAAAUAAGUAUAAUUUGUUGUUUACUUUAGUAAUAUCGGGAUAACUUUUCUAAAAUAUAAUUUCAUUCGAAAUC
This is a messenger RNA of Zophobas morio, 2526 nucleotides long. RefSeq lists its product as uncharacterized. Lineage: Eukaryota; Metazoa; Arthropoda; Insecta; Coleoptera; Tenebrionidae. Bases 168 to 1547 code for a protein of 459 amino acids. The transcript has 4 exons. The record is from RefSeq and is a predicted model, not a curated record.